CUCUCUCUCAUCACAAACUACCCAACAACAAUUUCAUCAGAAACUAUAGAGCUUUUUGGUUAUCUUUCUGUACACCGAAAAUGGUUGCCCAAGAAACCUACCAGAACCCAACUGUUCUUGAAGAAAAAACCGAGCAGUUUCAAGAUCAAGAUCCAUAUGAAGCAGAGGAAACACUCUCACUUUGUGAUCUUCCCACACACAGUGACUCAGCUCAUUGGGAUGACUGCUCCAAGGAGUAUCAGAGCUCAUCCUUUGACAAUGAUGAAGACAACUUCUUUGAGUUUUUCAGCGAAGAGUUCACAGCCUCAACGUACCCAUCAUCAGGGAAGGACAUCAUCUUCUGUGGAAAACUCAUCCCCUGCAAGGAAGCACCAAAAAGCUUUGAAGCAGAGAAAACCCACCACCAGGACAAGGAAAUUGGCAGCACAAAACGCAUCAGAAAAGGGUUUUUCAGGUCAUGGAGGUCCUGCUCUUUCCACAAGACAAGCAAGUCCUUCAACUCCAAAAUCUCAAAGCCUGCGCUGCAAGGCAAAGACCCUAGGAGCAUGAAUACCUGUUUGUCAUUUCCCACAUCGAAAAGUUACAGAAAGUGUGAGCUUUCUAAAGUGUCCAUACUUUCAAGCACCCCAUCGAAGUCAAAGUGGUAUCUUUUUAUGUUUGGCAUGGCCAGGUUUCCAACGGAGAUGGAGCUCAGGGACAUUAGAACAAGGCAGAGCAGGAGGAGCCCAUCAACCAUGUUUAGGUCUUUUGAUGAAGGCAGUGAUCAAAUGGAGGGGCAGAAGGGUAAUAUGGGAAGGAAAAGUAGUAACAAGGCCAAGGGAUUGUGGGGGCUGCUGAGAGCUGUGGGGUGUAGGAUUAGCCAGCCAAACACUGUCGUAAAGGCAGGCUUCCUUUAGCUGAGUUCAAGUUCAAGACAUGCCAAGAUUGACUUUACUUAAUUGCUCACAUGUGUCUAGUGGAUAGAGUAGAAGAAUAUUAUAGUGACUCUCAAAGACAUUUUUGCAAUAUUGGGUUCCAUAUUUUGUAAUCUAAUUUUUUUAUGGAGGAAACGAAUAUGAUCAAUUUAGAACCUCAA
Prunus dulcis (almond) is the source of this 1075-nucleotide messenger RNA. RefSeq lists its product as uncharacterized. The transcript has a single exon. Lineage: Eukaryota; Viridiplantae; Streptophyta; Magnoliopsida; Rosales; Rosaceae. The record is from RefSeq and is a predicted model, not a curated record. Bases 81 to 896 code for a protein of 271 amino acids.